Messenger RNA from Armigeres subalbatus, 1864 nucleotides. RefSeq names its product ATP-sensitive inward rectifier potassium channel 11-like. Gene Ontology annotation, biological process: regulation of monoatomic ion transmembrane transport; potassium ion import across plasma membrane. The record is from RefSeq and is a predicted model, not a curated record. The transcript is spliced from 3 exons. Bases 59 to 1606 code for a protein of 515 amino acids. NCBI's taxonomy places the organism in Eukaryota, Metazoa, Arthropoda, Insecta, Diptera, Culicidae. Gene Ontology annotation, molecular function: inward rectifier potassium channel activity. Gene Ontology annotation, cellular component: plasma membrane.
GCUGAUUAGCGUUCACUCAGCAGGCAGCGUACUCGGACAGACCGUAAGUUGUCGGAGAAUGACCAGUCCCAUUCAAGUAUCCGACACGCGCAGUUUGAUCGCAGACGAAAUGUACUCCAAUCGUUGCAGAAGCCUGAAUCCGCCGCGAAUCGAUAUCGAAGCUGCUACGGAUGCGGCCCAGCAGCAGCAGCAGCAGCAGCAGAUAUUCGAGGAAACCAAACAUUUGCUGAACAGUGCUGCGUCCGGGCAGCUGAGUCCGGUCACUUGUAGCCCCGGACUUAACAGCCCAGGGCUUUCUAAGAGCGCCACCCUGUCGGCCCGGUCGUCUUCUAGGAGAUUGAAAGGCUACCGCCCCAGUGUUUUCGUAAACCGAGCCCACAAGCGAGCGGUGUUCAAAAAUGGUUCGUGUAACAUCGAGGCGGUCACUGGCUCCCACCGCAACAUGCGCUUCCUCGUGGAUCUGUUCACCACCUUGGUCGACGCACGCUGGCGCUACACGUUGAUGGUGUUUGCGCUGGGCUUCAUGUGCUCGUGGCUGUUCUUUGCCUUGGUCUACUGGUUCAUCUGUUUGGUCCACGGUGACCUAGAGCCGGAACAUCUCCCGGAAAAUCAGGAAGCGAUUGGGUGGCACCCCUGCAUCGCUAACAUCUACUCGUACGCGUCGUGCUUUCUGUUUUCGUUGGAAACUCAGCACACCAUCGGUUACGGAGGUCGCGCUACCACCGAAGAAUGCCCCGAAGCGAUCUUCGUCAUGAGUUUGCAGUCCAUUCAUGGAGUUAUGAUUCAAGCUCUGCUGGCUGGUAUCAUCUUUUCCAAAAUGACUCGCCCCAAAAGCCGCUCCCAAACAUUAUUAUUUUCAAAAUCUGCCGUCAUUUCCGUACGUGAUGGUGAGCUAUGUCUGAUGUUCCGAGUGGGUGAUCUUCGCAAGAGCCACAUAAUCGGUGCCAAAAUCAGAGCGCAGUUAAUUCGGGACCGCACGAGCCGGGAAGGCGAAAACAUGCCACAAUAUCAGAAGGAACUUGAACUAUCGGUCGACGGGUGCGGACCGGAUCUGUUCUUUAUCUGGCCACAGGUCGUUGUACAUCGGAUCACUUCUCAGUCACCGUUGUGGAAACUGAGUCCAUUCGAGCUGCAGCACGAGCGAUUUGAGAUUGUGGUUGUUCUGGAGGGAACCAUCGAAUCAACCGCCCAAAGCACCCAAGCCAGAUCCAGCUAUCUGAACACGGAGAUCCUGUGGGGUCGACGGUUCGAACCGGCUUUGUCCUUCAGCAAAGAAAAGCAAGGCUACGUGAUCAACUUCUCCAAGUUUAAUGACACUUUUCCUGCCGAUACCCCGAACUGCUCAGCCAAAGAAUAUUCUGAAGGAAGCCAAUACUACAGUAACGAAAAUCUUUUGAACAACAAGCCAUCGUUCGAGUUCGGCAGCCUGGUGGAAAAGCUGGAGCAUUACCACAUGGAGAACGAACAGAACCAACAGCGGGCACCAAAAUUGAAGAGCAACAAAAGUGAUUCAACCAUUCAGUACCAGGGCCAGCACCAGAUGAAAAAUUCCAAUAGCAGAAACCAGAUAGCUACGGUGUAUGGCGGAGAGAGUACGAUGCUGUGAGGUGGAAUUUUCGGAAAUUCACCAUUGAUUACGCACGCCGUCGAGUCCACUCUCAAGCAAAGUACAUGCAGAAUGGAUGCGACUUAUAGAGUUUGAUAUUAUAGUGUGAGAGUGUUGCAUAGCUGCAGGAGAGUAAUAAUUUAACAAGUUCUUGCAGUUUUUUUAUAGCGUAUGAAUGAUGUUGUUUUAUAGGAUAAACAUAAAUGUUUGUACGAAGAGUUGAGAUCUGAAAAAUACAGUUACCGUUAACUCGUUCAA